Messenger RNA from Chroicocephalus ridibundus (black-headed gull), 1159 nucleotides. It is a transcript of the gene OTC, whose product is annotated as ornithine transcarbamylase. Gene Ontology annotation, molecular function: amino acid binding; ornithine carbamoyltransferase activity. Gene Ontology annotation, cellular component: mitochondrion. NCBI's taxonomy places the organism in Eukaryota, Metazoa, Chordata, Aves, Charadriiformes, Laridae. Gene Ontology annotation, biological process: L-citrulline biosynthetic process. The record is from RefSeq and is a predicted model, not a curated record. Bases 1 to 1143 code for a protein of 380 amino acids. The transcript has 11 exons.
AUGCUGUUUAACAUGAGGAAUGUCUUCAGUAUUGCAAAACUAACCGGGACCAGCAAGCAGCUGCUGCGACAGUUUUGGUUCAUUGCUGGCAAUUGGUGGGAACUUUCUCUGGUUAGCAGAGAUGAUAGAAAAGCAAGUUUGGAGAACAACCACAGGUAUGGGCCACCAGCUCAAAUGAAUGUUCAUCUGAAAGGUCGUGACCUCCUUACUCUACAGAACUACAAAGCAGAUGAGCUGAAGUAUUUGCUGUGGAUGGCCUCAGAUUUGAAACAAAGGAUAAAGCACAAAGGAGAGUAUUUGCCUUUGAUGCAAGGAAAAUCCUUGGCCAUGAUUUUUGAGAAGAGGAGCACAAGAACAAGAUUAUCUGCAGAAACAGGAUUUGCUCUCCUUGGAGGACACCCUUCCUUCCUUACAACACAAGACAUACAUCUGGGCACUAAUGAGAAUCUCACAGACACAGCAAGGGUGCUGUCCGGCAUGACAAAUGCAAUCUUGGCUCGAGUUUACAAGCAUAACGAUCUGGACCUAAUGACGAAGGAAGCCACGAUACCAAUAAUCAAUGGAUUGUCCGAUUUAUACCAUCCUCUCCAGAUUUUAGCUGAUUAUCUAACUCUUCAGGAGCACUAUGGUGGGCUGAAUGGGCUUACUGUCACCUGGAUUGGGGAUGGAAACAAUGUCCUCCACUCCAUCAUGACGAGCGCUGCAAAGCUGGGAAUGCAUCUGCGUAUUGCGACUCCCAGGGGCUUUGAACCAGACCUCAGAAUAACUAAAAUAACAGAACAGUACUCCAAAGAGUAUGGUACCAAGUUACUUUUCACAACAGAUCCUUUGGAAGCUGCAGACGGUGCCAAUGUCUUAGUUACAGAUACAUGGAUAAGUAUGGGACAAGAAGAGGAAAAGAAAGAAAGACUAAAGGCAUUUCAAGGCUAUCAGAUUACAAUGCAGACUGCAAAAUCUGCUGCUUCCAACUGGAGUUUUUUACAUUGUCUACCCAGAAAACCUGAAGAAGUUGAUGAUGAAGUGUUUUAUUCUCCACGGUCAUUGGUUUUCCAGGAGGCUGAAAACAGAAAAUGGACAAUUAUGGCUGUCAUGGUUUCCCUGCUGACAGAUUACUCACCACAGCUACAAAAGCCUACAUUUUGAUGCUUGGAUUCCUGCC